Messenger RNA from Callithrix jacchus (white-tufted-ear marmoset), 3835 nucleotides. It is a transcript of the gene KLKB1, whose product is annotated as kallikrein B1. Gene Ontology annotation, cellular component: extracellular region. Gene Ontology annotation, biological process: proteolysis. The record is from RefSeq and is a predicted model, not a curated record. Gene Ontology annotation, molecular function: serine-type endopeptidase activity; protein binding. Lineage: Eukaryota; Metazoa; Chordata; Mammalia; Primates; Cebidae.
CUGAUGGUGUCCUGUAAGUUUUGUCAGCUUUCUGCAAUCUUUUUCAUUCCUUUUAUUACUCUGACUGGGUAAUUUCAAAUGACCUGUAUCUGGGCUUGCUGAUUCUUUCUCCUACUUGAUCAAGUCUGCUGCUGAAGCUGUUUGUAAAAUUUUUCAGUUCUGUCAUUGUGUUCUUCAGCUCCAGAAUUUCUGUUUGGUUCUUUUUUAUGGUUCCUGUUUUUUUUUGUUGAACUUCUGAUUUUGCCCAUGUAUUGUUUUCCUAAUUUCAUUUCCUGUCUAUCUACAUUGUUUUGUAGUUUAUUGAGGUUUCCUAAGACAAUUAGUUUUAAACUCUUUGUCAUGCAGUAUAGAUCUCCAUUUCUUUAGGGUCACCUCCUGCUGCUUUACUUUCUUCCUUUGAUGGUUUCUUGUUUCCUGAUUAUUUGUGAUCAGUGUUGCCUUGCAUUGAAGUAGGCACCUAUUUCAGUCUCUACAUACCAGCUUAAGCAGAGAAAGCCAUUCACUGGUCAUACUGACCAGAGAUUGUGGGUGGCUGUCUGUUGGGGUCUACGCACAAGAUUUCUGCUGGAGUUCUAAGCUGGGCAGGGCUGGAUUCUGGCUUCAGUGUGGUGGUCUGUAGUCUGUGCGCCAGGACUGGCUUAAAGCAUGGAUCCUCAGGGGCUGAUUUGGCCCUGAAAUGAGCAUUAAGCCUGAGUCUGCAGAGGCCGGCCUAACAUGGGGAUCACCUGGCACCUGAAUUCAUGAGGAUAGGCCUGUUUCUGAGUUUAUUUAGGCUGUCCUGGCACCAAAGUCCACUAGGGUGAGCCCAGCAUCUGAGUCCACAUGGCCCAGCAUGCAACUGAGAUCUCUGGAGACUGACCUCAUGCUGGAUUUGCAGGGAAUGGCCUGGAUUCUAAGCCCAUGGGUACCAACUUGAAUCCUUGGGCUGCUGGGGUUGAUAUGGAGGUUAGAGUCUUGGGGGCCAGGCUAGAGUUGGAGCAGGCCUGAAGUCUAGAUCUUCUGUUCUAGCCCCAAGCUCCAGGAGCUGAGCUGGUCAGGGCUGAACAUGGGGCUGAGGCCACAGAAGCUGGUCUGGCCUGUGGCAGGCCUGAAUCCUGGUGCUGGGGCUUACUGGAAUGGGCGUGGUGCUUGGGAUCUGCGGUGAAGUUGGGUGCUAUCUUAACUGUCCUUCCUCCAUGCAAGAGGGUAUCACUCACCAUACUGUGCUGCGCAGGCUUGAAGAUGGGGUGACACUGAUGAUGUGAAAUUGUCCUUCUUAAACUCGUCAGUGUGUCUUUUCUUAUUUCUGUGCUGCCACCAGGUGCUGUAACCUCUCACUUGAUUCAUUAGCUCUAGUGAAGUAAUUUUUGUGUGUGGAUGCUUAUUCAAAUCGAUGCUUCUGCAAGGAAUGAGCGCUAGAAACUCCUGUUCUGACAACCUCCUGUUCCUAUGCUUGCGGACAUCACUCCCUGAAAUAGUUAAUAUACUUAGCAGCUGAACACAGAUAGGAUGUUCAUCGAAUAUGUUGACAGGACAAAAAGUUGAAACUGUUGACGGAAACCCAAAGUCAAUAUUGAAGCCCAGCAAAAUAGUGCCCGCAGCGCCACAUGAGAACAGCUUGAAGACUGUUCAUUUUUAAGUGACAAGAGACUCCCUCACCUCCACAGAAGCAAUUGUGUUUUCAGAAUGAUUUUAUUCAAGCAAUCAACUUACCUCAUUUCCUUGUUUGCUACAGUUUCCUGUGGAUGUCUGACUCAACUAUAUGAAAACACCUUCUUCAGAGGUGGGGAUGUAGCUUCCAUGUACACCCCAAAUGCCCAGCACUGCCAGCUGAUGUGUACAUUCCACCCAAGGUGUUUGCUAUUCAGUUUCCUUCCAGCAAGUUCUGUCAAUGAUGUGCAUAAAAGGUUUGGUUGCUUCUUGAAAGACAGUGUUACAGGAACCCUGCCAAGAGUACAUCAGACAAGUGCCAUUUCUGGACACUCCUUAAAGCACUGCGGUCACCAAAUAAGCGCUUGCCACCGAGACAUUUUUAAAGGGAUUGAUAUGAGAGGAGUCAAUUUUAAUGUGUCUAAGGUUAGCAGUGCUGAAGAAUGCCAGAAACGGUGCACCAAUAGCAUUCGCUGCCAGUUCUUUUCAUAUGCCACGGAAACAUUUCACAAUGCAGAGUACCGGAACAAUUGCCUAUUAAAACACAGUCCCGGAGGAACACCUACCAGUAUAAAGGUGCUGGAUGACGUGGAAUCUGGAUUCUCACUGAAGCCUUGUGCACUUUCAGAAAUUGGUUGCCACAUGGACGUCUUCCAGCGUCUUGCGUUCUCAGAUGUGGAUGUUGCCAGGGUGCUCGCUCCAGAUGCUUUCGUGUGUCGGACCAUCUGCACCUACCAUCCCAACUGCUUCUUCUUUACAUUCUACACGAACGCGUGGAAAACAGAGUCACAAAGAAAUGUUUGUUUUCUUAAAACAUCUGAAAACGGCACACCAAGUUCCUCUACGCCUCAAGAAAACACCAUAUCUGGAUACAGCCUUUUAACCUGCAAAAGAACUUUACCUGAGCCCUGCCAUUCUAAAAUUUACCCAGGAGUUGACUUUGGAGGAGAAGAAUUGAACGUGACUUUCGUUAAAGGAGUGAAUGUUUGCCAAGAGACUUGUACAAAGAUGAUUCGCUGCCAGUUCUUCACUUACUCUUUACUCCCAGAAGACUGUAAGGAAGAGAAGUGUAAGUGUUUCUUAAGAUUAUCUUUGGAUGGUUCUCCAACUAGGAUUACGUAUGGGACACAAAGGAGCUCUGGUUACUCUUUGAGAUUGUGUACAACUGGGGACAGCUCUGUCUGCACAGCAAGAACAAAUGCACGCAUUGUUGGAGGAACCAACUCUUCUCUGGGAGAGUGGCCCUGGCAGGUGAGCCUGCAGGUGAAGCUGGCAGCUCAGAGGCACCUGUGUGGAGGAUCACUCAUAGGGCACCAGUGGGUCCUCACCGCUGCCCACUGCUUUGAUGGGCUGCCCUCACCGGAUGUUUGGCGCAUUUAUAGUGGCAUUUUAAACCUCUCAGACAUUACAAAAGAAACACCUUUUUCGCAAAUAAAAGAGAUUAUCGUUCACCAAAACUAUAAAAUCUCAGAAGAGCAUCAUGAUAUUGCCUUAAUAAAACUCCAGGCCCCUUUGAAUUACACUGAAUUCCAAAAACCAAUAUGCCUACCUUCCAAAGGUGACGCAAAUACAGUGUAUAGUAACUGCUGGAUAACCGGAUGGGGCUUCUCGAAGGAAAAAGGUGAAAUCCAAAAUAUUCUACAAAAGGUAAAUAUUCCUUUGGUGACAAAUGAGGAAUGUCAGAAAAGAUAUCAAGAUUAUAAAAUAACCCAACAGAUGGUCUGCGCUGGCUAUAAAGAAGGGGGGAGAGAUGCUUGUAAGGGAGAUUCAGGUGGUCCAUUAGUUUGCAAACACAACGGAAUAUGGCAUUUGGUGGGCAUCACCAGCUGGGGUGAAGGCUGUGGCCGCCGGGAGCAACCUGGUGUCUACACCAAAGUCGCUGAGUACGUGGACUGGAUUUUGGAGAAAACGCGGGGCAGGGACGGAAAAGCUCGGAUGCAGUCACCAGCAUGAGGAACAGCCCAGAGCAGAGGUGAUUUUUACAACCUGGGUUCAAAUUCUGAGCCUGGGGGUCAUCUGCAAGGCAUGGAGAGUGGCAUCUACUUUGCAUCCUGUUGUAAGGACAAAGGGGAAAGUGCACUCAGCUGCCGAGGACAGUGUCUUGCUGAGGCCAGCUGUCGGCAUUCAGUAACUGGGAGCUGGUGCUGCGAGGUUGCAACUGAACGUGUCCAUGGUUGCGUGUUGGGAAAUAAAUGGUAAAAGAUCA